Suricata suricatta (meerkat) is the source of this 2328-nucleotide messenger RNA. It is a transcript of the gene KRT1, whose product is annotated as keratin 1. The record is from RefSeq and is a predicted model, not a curated record. The transcript is spliced from 9 exons. Lineage: Eukaryota; Metazoa; Chordata; Mammalia; Carnivora; Herpestidae. The coding region runs from base 1 to 1857 and encodes 618 amino acids. Gene Ontology annotation, molecular function: structural constituent of skin epidermis. Gene Ontology annotation, cellular component: keratin filament. Gene Ontology annotation, biological process: intermediate filament organization; keratinization.
AUGAGUCGACAGUUUAGCUCUAGGUCUGGGUUCCGGAGUGGAGGGGGCUUCAGCUCUGGCUCUGCCGGAGUGGUCAGCUUCCGGCGCAGGAUGACUAGCAGCUCCGUGCGCCACGGUGGGGGAGGUGGCGGGAGAUUUUCAGGGGGAAGAUGUGGUGGUGGCGGCGGGGGUGCUGGUGGCGGUGGCUUUGGAAGUCGAAGCCUUGUUAACCUUGGUGGCAGUAAAAGCAUCUCCAUAAGCGUGGCUGGAGGAGGAGGUGGACAUGGUGGUUUUGGUGGUGGUGGCUUUGGGAGUGGUUUUGGCAGUGGAGGUGGUUUUGGUGGAGGCGGUUUUGGUGGAGGUGGUUUUGGCAGUGGAGGUGGUUUUGGUGGAGGCAGUUUUGGUGGAGGUGGUUUUGGUGGAGGUGGUUUUGGUGCAGGUAGUUUUGGGCCUGUCUGCCCCCCUGGUGGCAUCCAGGAAGUCACCAUCAACCAGAGUCUUCUGCAGCCCCUCAAUGUGGAGAUUGACCCUGAGAUUCAAAAAGUAAAGUCUCGAGAAAGGGAGCAAAUCAAGACACUCAACAACCAAUUUGCAUCCUUCAUCGACAAGGUGAGGUUCCUGGAGCAACAGAACCAGGUGCUGCAAACAAAAUGGGAGCUACUGCAGCAGGUAGAUACCUCCACUCGGACCCACAGCCUAGAGCCCUUGUUUGAGGCCUACAUCAACAAUCUUAGAAGGAAGGUGGACCAGCUGAAAAAUGACCAAUCUCGGAUGGAUUCAGAAUUGAAGAACAUGCAAGACCUGGUAGAAGAUUACCGAAACAAGUAUGAAGAUGAGAUCAAUAAGCGGACAAAUGCAGAAAAUGAAUUUGUGACCAUCAAGAAGGAUGUAGAUGCUGCUUAUAUGGCCAAGGUGGAUCUUCAGGCCAAAGUUGACAACUUACAGCAGGAGACUGAUUUCUAUAGAGCACUCUAUGAAGCAGAGUUGGCCCAAAUGCAGACUCAUAUCAGUGAAACCAAUGUCAUCCUGUCCAUGGACAACAACAGGAACCUGGACCUGGACAGCAUCAUCUCUGAGGUCAAGGCCCAGUAUGAGGAGAUUGCUCAGAAGAGCAAAGCUGAGGCCGAGGCACUGUACCAGACCAAGUAUGAAGAGCUCCAGAUCACUGCUGGCAAACAUGGAGACAGCCUGAAAAGUUCAAAGAUGGAGAUUUCUGAGCUGAAUCGGAUGGUCCAGAGACUGCGAUCUGAGAUUGAUAGUGUCAAGAAGCAGAUCUCUUCACUGCAGCAGUCCAUCAGCGAUGCUGAGCAGCGUGGUGAGAAUGCCCUCAAAGAUGCCCAGAACAAGCUGGCUGAUCUGGAGGAUGCUCUGCAACAGGCCAAGGAGGACCUGGCCCGGCUGCUGCGGGACUACCAGGAGCUGCUGAAUGUUAAGCUGGCCCUGGAUAUUGAGAUCGCCACCUACAGAACACUUCUGGAAGGAGAGGAAAGCAGGAUGUCUGGAGAGUGUCCCCCGAAUGUGAGCGUGUCUGUGAACACCAGCCACACUACCAUCAGUGGAGGUGGUGGCCGAGGAGGCGGGGGUUUCGGCUCUGGCGGCGGUGGCUCCGGCUCCGGAGGUGGCAGUUAUGGCUCUGGAGGUGGCAGUUAUGGCUCUGGCGGCGGCGGCGGCAGCUAUGGCUCUGGAGGCGGCGGUGGCUUCGGUUCUGGUAGCAGCAGUGGAGGCCACAGAGGCAGCUCUGGAGGGGGUGGCCGGGGUUCUGGUGGGAGCUUCAGCUCGUCUGGAGGCCGGGGAUCCAGUUCUGGGGGUACCAAGACCUCUGGUGGCAGUUCCAGCAUGAAGUUUGUUUCCUCCAGCUAUUCCAGAGUGAUCAGAUAAAGAGGUGUCCUCAAUCCCAGUUAGCUCUCUCCCUUUAUCACUACUAAAUAUGCUUGGCAAGACCAAGGUCAGUUGCCCCAGCCUCAUUGGAGAAAAGAGCUAUCAUGAGUUACACUAGUUUGCCCUAGUUCCCUGGCUCUUCCCUUUCUUCUCUGCUUCCCAAAGAAGUUUUUAGAUCAGUGGCCAUCUCAGUCCCCCUGGUUAUGACCCUGCUAUGUGCUUUGCCUGAGAAACAGUUCAGGAAUAACCACUACAAACAUUUCAUUUCAAAGCACCUCCUUAAGUCGGCUAGAGGAGGGCUGGUUAGAACCUCGGCUUCUGGACACUUCCUUAGUAUUCUAUUUCUUGGGGCAAGCUCUGUGCUCCUUUGGUUUUGUAUAUACGGUGUGAGCAAGUUGAUUGUCUUUUGUGGAGAGGCCUUAAACUCCCCGCUUACCUGUAUUGCUGCAAUAAACUGCAUUUGAAACUCUC